UAAGGCGAAAAACAUAGAUUCGCCAUGACAUUUAAAGUUUGCGGCAAAUUUAUUUCAACCAAUCAGAAACGAGGUGUUUGUUUACAUUUUAUUUUGUGUCCCUCUCGUCGUAAACGAACGUCGCAAUAAAAGUUUUUAUUGUAAAACAAAUAAGAGUAUAAUAAGUAUUAAUUGUAGUAUUGCGAUAUUUUUUAAACAAAGAAACUUAUAAUGACUAUAUUUUACUGGUUUAAACCGAAAGUUUUCCGGAACUGCAAAUGACAAGAGUCUAAUUCUUGCACUACUUCCCGUGAUGUGCUUUGGGAAUCUUAGAUAUUGAGGCUAACUUAAUUCUUAAAGCUGCACUCCAUUCUAACCUCCUUCCUUCAUGUUCUUUUAAUUUUUUACUGGUUUCACUCUUAACUUACUCUUAAAUUAUUUGAAAUAUUAUAAAAAGGUACUUUUAGGGAAGACAACAUAAACAAAUUUGUUGUUGCAUUCAUUUAGGGCGAAUUCUUCAUUACAACAAUUUGUUUUGACAUUUAAUGGUGCCGUCAGCUGGGCUGAUGCGAUUACCUAGUACAUCUACCUUGCCACCGGCCUUUCUCUAGACAACAUUGCCAAACACUAACAUCAAAACAAUGCCGAAAAUUGUGGAAUUACGACAAGAUCGUGCAUUAAUACGAUCCAACUUUGAUGGCUAUAAAUUGUCAUUGGAGCCUGUGCCAUUGAUACGUCAGGAACUCAGUGCGGGUCCCUUGAAAGCUACACCCAAUGAUGACCAGUAUUCCCUUCUUCAUGUGGAGUUAUUUUCUAUGCAAAAUUUAUUGGUUGUAGAUCCUUGGUCACGGAAUGACUCGUAUUUUAUCAAUAAUUUGGGUGAAAUACUUCGGUGUUCCUACGACGAGAACAGGGGCAGGCCGAACCCAUUGCAAGUGGUAUAUCGAUUGGUUGAAAGAAAUUCUGUUUGUGAUGACGAUCAACCUGCUCGUCCCAUAUGGAAACCGAAAGGUGAAUACAAUUACACAUUCCGUUUCAUUUCGGAAAAAUAUUGUGUGCUUUGUGAUGGUUUAAAGACUUUGCAUAUUCUGGAAACUGGGGAUCGCUUUAAGACACAAGAAUGGCAAAAAGUGGCUUCCACAGCUAUUUCCGGGGAUAAUAUAGAUCCGGCGGAGUCCAACUAUGUGAUAUAUGAUGCCCGAUUGGACAUUAUACAGGAACAAAAACAAAUAUCCCUUGCUCUUGGUCACGUUCAGAAGGUUGAUUCCCAAACACUCGAAGGCGGUUCCACACACUUUAUGUAUUUGCACUGGGCCAAGUUGUAUCUUAAAGAACAGCAAUGGCAGUUUGAAGUGUUGGAUACGUUAGAGGGCAAGGGUUCCCUUUAUUAUUGUGCCUUUGAACCACGCAGUGAAUCUUUAGUAAUAAGCUCAAAUCGUGAAUUCAUUUGGCGUUCCAAGAAAUCAAAUGACGAGCCUGUGCCAGAAGAAAAUGUCGAUGAUUGUAAACCACAACUUCAUGACAAACCAGAAAAUGAAAUUUCUGGGUUUUCCUGGUCACAAACCGAUGAAGAUAUUGUGGUGAAAUUCAAUGAAAUCCCCGAUGCUGAGAGAACCGACUACAACAUAAAAUGUGUGUCAAACAAAAUUACGGUCAAAUAUAAGGAGACCAUUUUAUUAGACUGUGAAUUGAAAGAGAAAAUUGAUCAUGAUUUAACAACAUGGACCAUGGAAAACAAUUUCCUACAAAUUACUCUGGUAAAACAGGACUCCGGCUUAUAUUGGCCAUCAUUGUUGGCUAAUGAUUUGGGUCCAAAGGAAAACACCGAUGGAAAGCAACAAAACUGCCUGCCAAUGGAGCAGCAACCUAUUGCAAAUUUGGAAACACCCAUUGAAGAUUGUGAUUUUCCCAUGGGCAUGGCUGAGGAAGAGAUUACGAUAUCUCGUUAUAAUUUAGUUAGCAAAAGCAUAACACAUUCCGUCAUUAUGAGUUCAAGUCCACCAUUGUUUACAACUUCUUUGCGACCCGGAUUUCCCAUGGCCAUUGCCACCCGACAAGAUGUUGAUUGUUCGUUGUGGUUGCAACAAUUCAAUCCCUCCAAACCAGACGAAUGGUCCUUAAGACACGAGGGAAACCUGCAUGCAUUUGCCUAUGUACAGGCCUCAAAGCAGCAAAAGAAAUUCAUGGAUUGUUCACCAGAUUUGGGUUAUGCCAUAAUUUCGGAAUCUCACCGACAUGUUUUUCUGUACAAAUCAAAAUACGACACUGCCAGUGGGUUGAGGAAUCGAAAUGGGCCACAGGUUAGUAUUGGCAAACAGCAUUUAAUAACUUUAGAGGAUGCCGGAGAAGUCUUGGGAUUGACAACAUCAAAUGCAGUGGCUACGCUCUUGACGGAAAAAUGUGUAUUAUUUGUUCAAAUUGAUAGUUAAUAAAGAUGUAAAAACUAGUAACACGAAUAAACUCGAGUACGAUUGAACUUUUAAGCCCUUA
Molecule: messenger RNA, 2469 nt
Organism: Musca domestica (house fly)
Lineage: Eukaryota; Metazoa; Arthropoda; Insecta; Diptera; Muscidae
Product: nudC domain-containing protein 1
Exons: 3
Coding region: 621-2408 (595 amino acids)
Source: RefSeq, a predicted model, not a curated record